CUCACUGUGUCCUUUGUCGUACCAAGGUCGGCUAUUUUAUAUAAAUAUAUUUCUCAGAUCGAUAGAAACUCCCUAUUUUAUGUGAGGGGAGAAAAAAUCUGGUCCAUGUUUUGUAAUCUUUCUCCUUUUCUUUUUAAUCUCAUCACUGAACCAUACUAGUUUGGUUUUGGUUUUUUGUUACAUAUAUCUUAUCUCUGGACUUGUUGAAUCUCUUUGCUCUUCUUACUGGACCUGUGAAGAGAGUUUUAUUUCUGCGUUUCUAGGAGGAUCUGUCUUCAAAAAAGGGCAGGAAAGCUGUGGAUUUAUGUCGUCUGGAUUUAUUCUGGCAGUGAUUGGGGCUCCGUUGAAGCUCUCUAAAAUUUGUGUUUCUUUCUCUCUCUUUUCAAUUUUAUCUGAGAUUGUGUUCUCUGUGUUUGCCUCCUGGUGUAUGCUACCCGGCAUACUCAGUGAUAAUAGCGUGAAGCCACCUGUUUCAAUGCGAUUGAGGUCAAAAAGGACUUGUUGCGGAGUGGAGUGCUACGGCGGCUUUCAUAUACAGAGAUUUUCUUAUCUUUUCAUAUUCUUAAGAGGGGAUUUAACUUGAGAUCUCCAGAGUUUUCAUUACCUCUUUUUGUUGGCUCC
Vigna radiata var. radiata (mung bean) is the source of this 621-nucleotide messenger RNA. RefSeq lists its product as uncharacterized. The transcript is spliced from 2 exons. The record is from RefSeq and is a predicted model, not a curated record. The coding region runs from base 305 to 583 and encodes 92 amino acids. Lineage: Eukaryota; Viridiplantae; Streptophyta; Magnoliopsida; Fabales; Fabaceae.